Molecule: messenger RNA, 1248 nt
Organism: Lachnellula hyalina
Lineage: Eukaryota; Fungi; Ascomycota; Leotiomycetes; Helotiales; Lachnaceae
Gene: rna1
Product: Ran GTPase-activating protein
Exons: 2
Coding region: 1-1248 (415 amino acids)
Biological process (GO): nucleocytoplasmic transport; activation of GTPase activity
Cellular component (GO): nucleus; cytosol; perinuclear region of cytoplasm
Molecular function (GO): GTPase activator activity; small GTPase binding
Source: RefSeq, a predicted model, not a curated record
AUGUCUAAGAUUUUUUCUCUUGAAGGGAAGGGGCUGAAGCUCGAUACGAAGGAGGAUGUUGAGGCGCAUAUUAAGCCGCUAAGGGAGAUGGACGAUGUGGUCGAGGUCAGGUUGCUGGGGAAUACUCUUGGUGUCGAGGCCUGCAAAGUAUUGGGCGAGGUUUUGGAGACGAAAAAGACUCUCCAGAUUGCAAACUUAGCAGACAUAUUUACAGGACGACUCCUAAAUGAGAUCCCUCAAGCACUUUCUUCGUUGCUCACUACCCUUCUAGCCCUUCCAAAACUACAUACGAUCAACCUAAACGACAAUGCGUUCGGACUCAACACGCAAGCUCCCCUCGUCGCAUUCCUCUCCUCUCACACGCCCCUACAACACUUAAUCCUCAACAACAACGGCCUAGGCCCACACGCCGGAAUACUCAUCGCCGACGCCCUCUCCACGCUCCACGGAAAGAAAGAAGAAGCGCGGAAAGCCGGCACCGAAGUCCCCUAUCUCGAGACCGUCAUCUGUGGGCGCAACCGCCUCGAGAAUGGCAGCAUGACGGCAUGGGCCAAGGCGUAUAGCCUGCAUACCGGGUUGAAGACUGUCAAGAUGGUUCAGAAUGGGAUUCGACAAGAAGGCAUCUCGCAUCUUCUUACGGAAGGACUGAAAUAUACGCGCGGGAUCAGGGUGCUUGAUUUGCAGGACAAUACUUUUACGAUAACGGGUUCUAAGGCGCUGGCUACUGUAAUUCCUGGCUGGACCGAGAUAGAGGAACUCGGGGUGGGGGAUUCGUUGCUUGGUGCUAGAGGGGGUGUGAUUGUAGCUGGAUCGCUGGCAAAGGGGAAGAAUGGGAAGUUGGAGAUUUUGAGGUUGCAGUAUAAUGAUAUUACUGUGAAGGGGCUGCAGGCAUUUGCUACGGCUGCAAAGGACAAUCUUCCUGCAUUAAGGAAGAUUGAGCUUAAUGGAAAUAAAUUUGCUGAAGACGAGCAAGCUGUUGCGGAUUUGAAGGAGCUUUUGGAGGGCCGAAAGGAGAAACUGGCGGGGGAUGUGGUUAUGGAGGAUGAUUGGGGUCUUGAUAGCCUGAGCGACCUCGAAGACGACAGUGAUGAGGAAGAUUCCGCAGAGGAGGAGGAGGAGGAAGCUGAGGACCUUCGCGAGAAGCUUAUUGAGGAGGCUGAAGAAGCACAAGAAGAACCGGUGGCUCUGAAGCAGGAUAAGGAGGUUGAUGAUCUGGCGGACCAGUUGAAGGAGAGAGUGAUAAUCUAA